AUGGAGCCCACAAAAGCUCUAACCAUCUUCCUCAUUGGGCUGUCUACCCUCAUCAGAUUCUCCCUCUGUAGAGAAAAUCACUUCUCUCCAUCUCUCCCCACUGGCCAUUAUGAAAAAGCCCUUCUCAGACUGGACCACCUCAAGACCUCCAUUAAAGUUGCUUCCCCAUCUCCUUUUACUUCAACCCCAUCACCGGGUGAGAACAAGGCAGGGGUAUUUCUGCCCACCUCGUACGGUGCGGAUCCAACGGGAAAAUCAGACAGCACGGAAGCGAUUCUUAAAGCCAUACAAGACGCCACCAGAAUUCCCACUAAGAAACGUCACUUGAUGCCUGGUGUCACCGAUCUGGGUGGUGCUCGGAUUGAUCUUCAGGGCGGAAACUACCUCAUCAACCACCCCCUAAGGCUGCCGGCCACCGGAUUCGGCAACCUCAUGAUCCAUGGUGGAACUAUAAGAGCUUCAGAGAAUUUCCCACCAAAUGCGUAUCUGAUUGAUUUAUCAGAAACAUCAAACAAGGGAAAGCAAACCCAGAAAGCUUCACCAAAUCCUUCACAAUACAACUAUGAGUAUAUAACCCUCAAGGAUCUUUUGUUAGAUUCAAACUUCAAAGGAGGAGGCAUUUCAAUAAUAAACUCACUCAGAAUCUCCAUACAAAAUUGUUACAUCACUCACUUCACCACCAACGGGAUUCAAGUCCAAGGAGGCCAUGAAACCUUCAUCCACAACACCUUCCUUGGCCAGCACAUCACCGCCGGAGCCGACCCCUACGAGAGGAGCUUCUCCGGCACCGGGAUAACCCUCGCCGGCAACGACAACGUCGUCACCGACGUCGUUGUGUUCUCCGCCUCCGUAGGCAUCAUGCUUUCUGGUGAAGCCAACACAAUUUCUGGUGUACAUUGCUACAACAAAGCCACUUCAUUUGGAGGCACAGGGAUUUAUCUGAAACUUCCUGGUUUUACCCAAACCAGGAUUGUGAAUUCAUACAUGGAUUACACGAGUAUUGUUGCUGAGGAUCCAGUUCAGCUUCACAUCUCAAGUAGUUUCUUCCUCGGAGACGCAAACGUUGUCCUGAAGUCAAAAAAUGGGGUCGUGAAUGGUGUCAACAUCGUGAACAACAUGUUUUCUGGGUCCAAUUCCGGGGUUGACAUUGUUCAUUUGGAUCAAUCAAAUGGACCUUUCAGGCAAAUUGAUCAAGUUCUGGUUGAUGGAAACAUGGUGAAUGGGAUGAACUUGAAGACCACAGUUGCAAGAGCAUCUUCUAAAGGGAAUGGAACCUCAUGGACAGUUGAUUUCAACAAAGUUUUGCUGUUCCCUAACCUUAUCCGACAUGUUCAAUAUUCAUUAUGCUCGUCGGAUAACACAUUCCCACAAUCUGUUCUUAGAAAUAUGUCUCAUAAUCGUGUUGUUGUUGAGACGAACAAGGUUGUUCAGGCUCAUGUUUAUGUCACUGUAAACCAAUGCAGUGAUAUAUAAAUCCAGGUUGCUUCUUGAAGAAGAGAAAUCUGUACAUAAACGCGGAGCUGAUCUUUAAUUUAUCCAUCUGUUUUUUUUUUUGGGACUUUUUUAAUUUUUAAAUGCUUGUUAAUAAUGAGAC
Messenger RNA from Neltuma alba, 1594 nucleotides. RefSeq names its product polygalacturonase QRT3-like. Lineage: Eukaryota; Viridiplantae; Streptophyta; Magnoliopsida; Fabales; Fabaceae. Gene Ontology annotation, molecular function: polygalacturonase activity. Bases 1 to 1473 code for a protein of 490 amino acids. The transcript is spliced from 3 exons. The record is from RefSeq and is a predicted model, not a curated record.